This is a messenger RNA of Mytilus californianus (California mussel), 4409 nucleotides long. RefSeq names its product alpha-2A adrenergic receptor-like. Bases 2918 to 4042 code for a protein of 374 amino acids. Gene Ontology annotation, biological process: neuropeptide signaling pathway. Gene Ontology annotation, cellular component: membrane. The transcript has 4 exons. Lineage: Eukaryota; Metazoa; Mollusca; Bivalvia; Mytilida; Mytilidae. Gene Ontology annotation, molecular function: neuropeptide receptor activity. The record is from RefSeq and is a predicted model, not a curated record.
UAUUUUGUUCUCUUUAUUAUGUAAAUCAUAUUUUCUAAAAAUACAGGUGUGUAAUCAGGUAAAUUUAAAAACAAACAAUACUUUUUAAAGUCGGAUGAUCUCUACAUGUCAUUAUCAUGUCGUUUAUUUACAUAUUACAAGACUGAUAACACACACACAAAUAUCGAGUAAGUAUUAUCUUACUCUCUGCAUAAUUAUUUAGUAUAAUCUACUAUUUUAGAGGAAACGAAAAUGGUUUAAAAUAAAUAACAAAAGUCAAAGAUAAAAUGUCAUUGAAAAAAAAUCAAUGUAGAAAAAAAUCUAAUUUGUCGAACUCUGCUUGAUGGAUGCCUGAUGAGAAGUAAACGUAUGGGUUUUUUGAUACUUUUCCUUGAGCCAUUAAUCCUAUGUUACUUUGAUAAACAACAAACCUUGCCAUUGAAUCAUUCGAAAUACAAUGGUUUUUCUACAACCUGGCAUUCGUGGCAUGAGACAGACUUGGCACAAUUUGUUGGAAUUUUUAGUGUUCUGAAACCUCGUUAUUCAUUUAUUUUUCCAAUUGUUCUGAUUCAAUAGAUAUAAGAAGAUGUGGUAUGAGUGCAAAUGAUACAACUCUCCAUCCAAGUCACAAUUUGUAAAAGUAAACCAUUAUAAGUCAAAGUACGGCCUUCAACACGGAGCCUUGGCUCACAUCGAACAGCAAGCUAUAAAGGGCCCCAAAAAUGACUAGUGUAAAACCUUUCAAACAAAAAAACCAACGGUAUAAUCUAUAUACAUAAACGAGAAACGAGAAACACUUAUGAACCACAUCAACAAACGACAACCACUGAAUAUCAGGUUCCUGACUUAGGACAGGUGCAAACAAAUGCAGCGGGUUUUAACGUUUUAAUAGGCGCCAACCUUCACCCUACAUGAAAGCCUUAUGCUGACAAAACACGCAUCUUGCGUACCAAAUAUUCAGCCGGGUAUCUUUGAUUCUAAUUUAAUUAAAACUAGGUUCUUUGAUGGAAGGGGGAAGUAUUUCCUGUUACCCUAUAUCAUCCAUCUCAGAUAUGGACUAAUAAUCAUCUAAAUUGUUUUGCUUUUUGGUGUCAUCAUAUAACAUACCGUCAGCAAGUGUUCUGUUCUUGGUAAACUGUAAACUAAAACAAAAUAAUAUUUAUGAUUUGGUAAAUAGCAGUAGCAUGGGAUCAAACGGCGAAGUGCAAAUAAAACAGUGAAGUUUUGUAACAUUUAACAAUAUAUAUAUUAUAUAUGACAAUCAUUGGUUCGGCAGCAUGAACAAUGAUGUAAGGUUGAUUUGAAUAAACGACCAUUGAUGCAUGAAAUAUUGCAUAGCAGUUCUAUUAAAAGCAGUCCAUUGUUUUGUCGGUUAUAACGUACAGAAAACAUUGUCCACAACAUUUUAUCUCAGUCUGGGUUAAUAUCUUAUUUAUAGGUUAGACAAUACUUGAUCAUGUUUUAUGAAUAUUUAAAGCCCGAGGCGUAGCCGAGGGUUUUAAAUGUUCAUAAAACAUGACCAAGUAUUGUUUGACCAAUUAAGAACAUAUUCACACCUUCGAGUGACAUAGCAAAAUUAGCCUCACAUUGUUAUAAUCAAAUUUUGAUAUCAGCUCACUUGAAAUGUAAACAUGGUAAGUAAAAGAGAUGUAAAUCAUUUUAAUGGUUAUUUCAAUUAAUGGAAUGAAAGAGCAAUGAGAUAAUUUUGUGAUAACAAAAAAGGAUAAAUUAUUUAAAAAUGGAGAUGUCUUCUGCUACAGGUACAAUUUUAUCUUAUAUAUCGAGAAUUCCAUUAUUUUAAAACGCACACAAUGUUAUAUAGAUAUAAGAAGAUGUGGUAUGAGUGCCAAUGAGACAACCCUCCAUCCAAGUCAAAAUUUAUAAAAGUAAACCAUUAUAGGUCAAAGUACGGUCUUCAACACGGAGCCUUGGCUCACACCAAACCGCAAGCUAUUAAGGGCCCCAAAAAACGAGAAACGAGAAACACUAAUGAACCACAUCAACAAACGACAACCACUGAACAUCAGAUUCCUGACUUAGGACAGGUGCAAACAAUUGCAGCGGGCUUAAACGUUUUAAUGGUACGAAACCUUCAUCCUUAUCUGAAACAAUAGUGUAACAUCACAACAUAAAAACACACACUAUAAAAUAUCGAUUGAAAUGGCUUAACUCAAUCAAAAGACAUAUUAACACCGGUGAACAUACACUGAACAAAUAAAUUUGAUCUAUGAUACAAUGCAAAUACAAAAUAAGUAAACUAAGGGAAAAAUGAUUAAAGUAACAUGUUAUACGCUGUGAAAUGUUAAACAAUUUAAGAAAAAAAAUAUACUUGAACAAAAUAUCAUCCAUUUGCAAUUACUUUAAACACAGGUAAAUGAAAAUAAUUUUGUUGUUAGGUAUACGUGUACAGUUGAGAUAGAGAAAGGCAAUAUUUUUACAAAAUAAAUAAUUUUGAUGUUCAUAGUACGAAGAAGUGAAAAUUUAUAGUAAUACCAAACACUUAUCAAAGCUGGUAUAUAGACCAGAUAUAACCCUGAAUAACAUUAAAUAACAAAAAAGCAUUACGAUUAGUAUCAACAGGUCAUAAACAAGAAAGUACGAUUUGAGAGUACUCGCAGUUACUGACUAGUUAAAAGCCAAAAACAAUUAAUAAUAAAAAAUCAUGCAUCAGAGACUAAAAUCAACUAACACACAUCCCAGGGAUUUAGUAUUUUAACGUCAUGGACAGUCAAAGAAGACAUGACUUGUGCAAUGCCAAAAAUAAAUGUAUCGACAGGCAGUAGGCUAGUUAGGAGUUAACCUCUUUAUAGAUCAAAAUAAACGUGGGUGUGUCUUUAUACAUCCCACAUGGAAAGCCAUGUACUAUGAAAAAUAGAAGGGAAAAUACUGAUUUUCCAUUGGACAAGAAUGGGUUAUUUAAUGUAAGUUGAAACUGACUAUGGAGCUUGGUGGUUUAGACUUUGAUGUCAACACAACUAUCAUGCAAAACAGCAGUAAUAUAACAAAUGGUACAACUAGAUUGGAUUACUAUGGUGUAACAUUAACAGCUGUAUUUAGUGUGUGGUUAAUACUGAUUAUUAUAUUUGCAGUUAUAGGAAAUAUACUGGUCAUGUUAGCGAUUCUGCUGGAUAAGGACGUGCAGCGAAAGGAUAACGGCACCAAUUUAUUCCUUUUUAAUCUUGCAUUUUCUGAUGUAAUGACAGCAGUAUGUGUUGCUCCUGUUUCGCUUUAUACUCUUAUUCACGAGGGAUGGCAUUUUGGAUCUUUUUUUUGUAGCUUGAAUCUUAUCCUUAACAUGGUAUUUUUGUUUACGUCUAUUCAUAGUUUGAUGUAUAUAAGUAUUCAUAAAUACCUAUCUGUAAAACGAUUAUCACAGUGUGAAAAACGACCUGUCAAAAGAUGUGUUUGUUACGGUAUGAUUGCAGCAUCAUGGAUAUGGGCAGUUCUUUUUGCCCUCGUCACAACAUUUGUUUUAACUGAAGCUGAAUAUAAAGUUAAAACAACACAAUGUGGUCCGAAAUAUCCGAUUUUUACAGUUAAAUCUGUAAUCCUGUCUUUGAGCAAUUUAUUGAUAAACUUAGUACUUCCAUUUAUAAUUAUGCUCAUUAUGUACUUGAAGAUAUUUUAUAUAAUAAGAGGGACUGCUGUCUUUAGACGUCAGUCAUCCCGCAGUGAUUCUAGCUUAAAAAGAACGGCUGGUGAGAAAGCUGCAAUAAAUACCCUAAUUAUUGUCUUAGCGUGUUUCGUAAUAUGUUGGCUUCCAUACUUAUUCUACACGAACUAUGUUUUCUUCGAAGCGGACAAGGAUUCCAUUCCAGCCUUUCUAAAUCCAUUAGCUUAUUAUUUUGGAUUUACAAACAGCGCCUGCAAUCCAGUUAUUUAUGCAUUUCGGUUUCCCGAUUUUAAAAGAGGCUACUUAGAAAUUCUGAAAAAGUUUACCUGCUGUAGUAGUAGUAGGGCAUGUGAAAGCGUCCAGAAAACAGAUGUAGAUCUCAGGGAAAGAAUUGACCUAAUAGAAAAUAACGCAGAUAAUACAAAAAUAUCAAAGGAUAAUAUACAAUAAGACGGCCUUAGGGGAAUGUGUCAUGAGUUAGUGUGAUAUUUGAUAAAGUAACAAGACAAACCAAUAUAUAUGUUGUAAUUGUGUUACAAUAAUAUUCUAUUGUAGUGGUUAUGUUAAAAAAGAGAAUAAAGGCAAUCCAAGAAUAAAAGUAUGCGAUAGCCAAACCAUAAAUUCAUAAAUUCAUACCUGUCGAACUGUAAUACUAAAGGAUACAACAAACGAACAUAUGUACAAAUAACUCAUAUCAGGCAUAUAAGCUGUCUGUUUCGCUCAUUCAAUGGUAGCCACAUUUUCGUCUUCCUUUCCUUCAAUAUCGCAACGAGUUUUUACUUGUCUUUAACAACACGGCGGGUACCCGUGAUGGGCA